AUGUAUCGGGAGUGUCAAUUGUUAUUAUUAAUAACUGCUGCAAGAUAUAGCGUUGGAUUUAUAAUGUUCAGAGAGGGGGCGGAAGAAUAUAGUAAAAAAUUUUCUAUAUCAUUUCCCGCACAAGAACAGCUGGCAGCCCUAAAUGAUGGUAGAGAUCGAUCUGGCAGUUAUGCCAUAGUCAGGAUUUCGGGUAUUCCCAGGUGGGUUGAACAGGGCAGAUUUUACCAUAUAUUCCGAGUGCACCAAAGGGAAGGGAAAGAUAUAUACCUAACCCGUGUUAAUUUUUACCAAUCUCCUCAUGGAUGGUACAUACGUGGCGAGCCAUACCUUGAUAAUAUUAGAGUAGUUGCGACAGUGGAAAGGCACUUUAGAGGGUCCAAAGUGAGAACUAUUAAGUUUAGAUCCAAAAAGCACUACAAACGCAUAUACGGUUUCAGGCCAGAAAUGACACAAAUACGUAUCAAAGACAUACAAGUAUACCCAUCGUACGAGUUUAAUGGGGAUUGGAAAUCAGACGAUCCAAUGACUUUCAUUUUGAAUAGGGUUAGACAGCUUCGCUGCCCAUCCACACUACUGGCGAAGAUGAAGAUGAACGCGCUUAAGCAUUUUACAAGCAAUGAGCUGGCGCUGUUGGGACCAGACCCCUUGUCUCAUUUUGAUCCCGUGUAUAACAAAGUGGUCAUCCGCCACCAUGUGGCUCACUCCUGA
Babesia microti strain RI is the source of this 708-nucleotide messenger RNA. Its product is annotated as 50S ribosomal protein L21 chloroplastic. Gene Ontology annotation, cellular component: mitochondrial large ribosomal subunit; ribosome. Gene Ontology annotation, molecular function: structural constituent of ribosome; RNA binding. The record is from RefSeq and is a predicted model, not a curated record. Gene Ontology annotation, biological process: translation. The transcript has a single exon. NCBI's taxonomy places the organism in Eukaryota, Apicomplexa, Aconoidasida, Piroplasmida, Babesiidae. Bases 1 to 708 code for a protein of 235 amino acids.